Stylonychia lemnae is the source of this 2970-nucleotide messenger RNA. Lineage: Eukaryota; Ciliophora; Spirotrichea; Sporadotrichida; Oxytrichidae. The record is from the annotation of a GenBank genome assembly.
AUGGAACUAGACUUCUCUUCUGUUGAAGAUUCUCAACCAUCUGAGUCAGUCUCAAUGGUGCCUAUGGAAAAGUCCGUGGAGGGCUACCGAAAUUCUACUAAAAAUUCUACAGUUGUUAAAUAAGUCAACAAUACUAAGCAAUAAGACUAAUUGAUGAGGAAUACAACAUAUGAUCAAUAGAAAUUCAAAGAUGUAAAAGCAUAAAACAACAUAGUAUUAGUAUCGAGCAGUGAUUAAAAGCAAGCUAAAAAGGAGGAAAAGAAGAAGAAGCCGCAGUAUUUAUAUCUCUGCACUGCUAAGACUCGCUAUGUAGUGGUAAAAAAAGCCUGUCGCUAGCUGGGCUUCAAGCAGACAGAGGAUGAGAAUGCAGACUGGGAUCUGUACUGGUGUGACACUGGGGGAAUAACGCCUGAACAGCUAUCAAAGAUGCUCAACUAUCAGAGAAUCAAUCACUUCCCUGGAAUGUACUAACUUGCUCGUAAGAAUAAUCUUUGUCGAAACCUUAUGCGUAUGAACAGAGCAUUCAAGCAAGAUUAUAAUUUCUUCCCCAAGACAUGGAUUCUGCCUCAAGAAAUGAGUGAGUUUAGAAACCAAUUUAACACAACCAGCAAGAAGAAGGCGAAGACUUUCAUCGUAAAGCCAGUGCAUCUCUGUCAGGGCAGGGGUAUUUUCCUUGUGAGGAAAUUCGAGGAUGUAGAUUUAAAGCAAGGAGAUCAAUAUGUUGCUCAGCGAUACAUGAGUAAACCCUAUUUGAUUGAUGGCUUGAAAUUCGAUUUGAGAAUUUAUGCUCUCGUCUACGGAGUUGACCCUUUAAGAGUCUUUGUGUAUUAGGAAGGAUUAGGAAGAUUCGCCACAGAGGAGUAUGUAGGUCCUAGUAAUGGGAACUUAGACAACUUAUUCAUGCAUUUAACAAAUUAUGCUAUCAAUAAAAACAGUGAAAACUUUGUUUUCAACGAGGAUUAGGAUGAUGACUCUAGUGGACAUAAAAGAAGUCUUACUGCUGUUCUGGAUUAUAUUCGAGAAAAUGAGCCUUAGUGUGAUGUCGAUAAACUUUGGUAGGAUAUGCAGGAUAUUAUUGCUAAAACUUUGAUAUCAGUGCAACCCUCUCUGCAGCAUGCAUACAGAUCAAGCUAGCCUGAAGAUCUAGAGAAUUCAAUGUGCUUUGAAGUUUUAGGAUUUGAUAUCAUUUUAGACCACAAACUCAGACCAUAUGUUUUAGAAGUUAAUCACGCAGCAUCAUUUGCAACUGAUAGCCCCUUAGACAAGAAAAUUAAGCUUGACUUAAUGAAGGACACUUUUAGCAUGCUAAACCUCUCAACCAAAAGAAAAAAGCAACUAAAAAAAGAAAAAGCAGAAAACUUUAACAGAAGGUAAAUGGGUGAAAAAGGACCAUCAAAAAUUGAAAAAGACCUGAUUAGGAAAAAGAAGUAAGCCGAAAGAGAUCAGUUUGAUAUGAAUCAUCUUGGUAAUUAUAAACUAGUCUAUCCAGUAAAAGCUUAGAAGUUCGAGUAGUACAUGGAUCAAGCACGAAUAGUAUGGUCUGAAUUCACAGGUGGGGUGAAGCACGUCCCUUAAAAUUCAAGCAAUCUGAAGUAAUCUACCACUAAUCUUUAGCCAGCUGCAAAAGCUAAGACAGACUUGCUGACUAAUAAAGCCAAGGCUUAUAACCUUUAGAGUUAAAUAGCUAAGGACACCAAGUCUGGCAAUGGAAGUCAAAACAUGGACUAGAGUGGAAGUAGCAACGCAGAAAAAGUAUUUAUAAAGAGAAAUACCUAGCAAGUAAAUUCUGCUGCUGAUCAGCAAACUUUCAAAUAAGGGUAAAGUAUCUUACAAAAUAAUCACUAUAAUAGAAAUAAUCCUGUAGACCUAACAAGAACCAACUCAACUUUUAACUCUUAAAAUGUGUCAAAUAAUGCUUAAGACUUAUCAAUGGUGUCGCCUGUAAAGUAGGAAACUUUGGAAUCAAUACAGACCCAUCCUGCAGACUCUCCUCAGCAUAAUAACUAGUAGUUGAUGACCCCGCAGCCGAAUUCUCAGAUGUAAUCCUUGAAUCUCCACCAUACUACAGGCGACUUUGGAGUUCAAUCUCAAAAUCUUGUAGAAGCCAUCCACAAGAGAUUCCCAAUGGUUAGACUUGAAAGCUCUUCUUUGCAAAAUUAUGGUUAGUUCUAUAGUCCACCAAGUGUGAAUAAUCUGCUGCCAAACUCUUAGUUCUCCAGCGCCUAGAAAAGUGGGAAAAUCAAUACUCAGAUGAGUCGGCAAUCUUUCCCUUCCAAUAUGACAGAACAGCAAAGCAAUUACAAUAGAAUGAAGCCAUUUAUCAAUCAUCCUUCAAGCACUUCUAAUAAUGAGCAGCAGCAGUAAAAUCCACACUCUGCAUCUACAGCCAUAUCUAGUCUCUCAAACAACUCUGGAAUGACUGUCACUAACAUAUCCACUAAGUAAAAAGCAUCCGCUUCUCAGUCUUUCUCCUUGAGAAAAGAUAGAAAGAGUAGCAGUCAAUAGCCUGCUAUGAAUCAGAUUUAAGUGCCUCAGUACUAAGUACCAAUCAAUCAAUUCUUAUUCAAUCAUCAAAGUAUAAAUCAGGCAGUGCAAUCAAUAGAUAGAUACUAAAUACUCAAGCAUAUGGAUCAAGUCAAGAGAGGAAUUCAUCCAUAAUAGCAAAUGCAGAUCAUAAGACAAAAGAUCACAAAUAAGCAGCAAAGUCAAGAUGGAGGUAACACUAUGCAGCAAAGUGGCAGGCAUUAUUCGACUUCAGGAAGAGGACCAACUACUGGUUUGUAAAAUCAGCUGUCAUUAGCUGAAUGGCUUUCGAUUGGAAAUGGGAAUAAUGAUCCUAAUAGAUAUAAGUAAAUGUAGCAAUAGUAACAGAGAUAGCAUAACUAACAUCAUCCAACUGCUGCCUCUAGAGUAGGUGUGUUCAAACAGUCUGGAACUAUUACUGCUAUUUAAAGCAACAUUAUUGCAUGA